AUGGUGAGCUACUUCGGAUGCCUUAGUGAAGAACAGGCCACACGCUACCUCCACUGGGCACGCGGUGAUCUCGUCCGGGCCGUCCUGCUGGUCGAGCACGAUCUGUACAAUGCCGAGCUUCCGAUCCCCAACCCGGCCUCCCAAAGGACGCAAGCCGCCCUCAAGUGCGCCGCAAUCUAUGUGUCGCACCCUGCGCCUGAUGUCCUUGUGCGGCUCCAGGCGUCGCCCCUGCCCCAACAGUGGCUUGACGCCGCCGCCCCGUUCCUCAAGCCGCAAGGGCGCAAGCUCACCCUCGAUGAUGUUGAGCUCAUCGUGCGUAUGCUGCGCCACCAGGACGGUGCCCCCCUUGAUCUCCAGGUCAAGUUGCUGCCAGACAGUGGUGAACUCACCGUUUACUAUCGCAACUUCAAUCCAGACGAAGCACAUCUAUCAACCCACAACACAAACUCUGUGAAUCAUGGAGGUAACUUCUCCCUGGUCACCUACAAGGUUGAGCGACAUGGAGACCGCUUGGCAUCCCUAUUCCCCCAGUCCCCCCGGGACAGGAGAUCCAUGAUAUCAUCUUGUUUGGAAGAUGCUGAGAAAGCCUAUCGAAGGGGCGGUCUGGUGGAGAGUUGCUGUGGCGAUGCCUGCGAAUACACCGAGUCUCUCAGGAUGCGGCUUCACAGCACGAUCCACGCCAUCUAUCUAAAAGUGUUCACCAUGCUGCCGCGCUCUAUGCGGCUCAUCCGCGACAUCUUGUUCGCUGGCCACUGCUAUGGCCCCAUGGACCCUGUCUCCAACAUCAUUGUCAACUCCAUUUGGCACAGCAUUUUCUACCCGCUACCCUUGACCGAAAUCGAAGAGUAUCACAUCAUCGACGCCCUAUCUAUGCUUCGCGUGGAGGUCCGUUCCUUGGAAGGCCUCAUCACCCUUGUCCGAGGAAACUUUGAUUCUGGCUGCUCGACGCAGCAGGUGAUGGAGCACCUCUCCUUGAAAUGCUGUGACCUCUCCCAGGAGACGCACACCUUGCAGCAGUGUGCUGCCGCAGCCGCAGCCGCUCGACACCCACAACAUGCUGCACUAGGGUCAUUCCUUGCGUCCCUGACGCCCAAUGUGCUGUAUGACCUACGGCGUUUGUUGACGACUGGCACCAAUGGUGUGAUCUCUCCUGAAUCUCUUGGCCAAAUAGAGCAGUUCCUCCGAUAUAAAGCAGUGACGUUGGAUCCCGAACCUCGCAAGGUGUCCGAAUUGUGCGAGGAGGCUAAGGUGACUCUGCAAAGAAUGAAGUCAUAUUAUGACAGCAUGAGCUUGUACCUUUGCUCUAAGCUUGAACAACUGCUGCAGAAAUAUGCCUCUGAGCAUCCUCUGGAACCAAAAUAUGUGCUAACUGUUAUCUGUGGUAUGGUGGCUGGUUCCGAGUCCUUAGACAGGGAGUGCUACCACGUCAAUUUUGUGGCUGCUUCCAAAUCAAGGACUGCUGGUAACAAACUCUUCUUCGCUGAACUCAAUUGGUCGUGUCCUGGUGAGCAGGCAAAACCAGAUUUCUGCUGCCCUCUACCCCUGAUACAUACUGGCCGUUGCUACUAUGGAAAGGGAACCGCGAGGAAGAUUGUGUAUCCAGAUUCAGUAGACUUUCUUGAGUGUGAUCAUGAUAUUACCGCCGAUGGAACCGAGCACACGGACGGGAUGCUGGACGUGGAUUUAAUGUUCGAUUUUAGGAGUGACGCCCAGUUUGCAGACGAUAUGAUGGGGUACUGUGAGCAUCAAAAAAAGUUGUUGCAGGAGGGCGAUGAGUAUUAA
Triticum turgidum subsp. durum (durum wheat) is the source of this 1782-nucleotide messenger RNA. The record is from the annotation of a GenBank genome assembly. NCBI's taxonomy places the organism in Eukaryota, Viridiplantae, Streptophyta, Magnoliopsida, Poales, Poaceae.